AUGGAAGGGAAUGCCAUGUGUCGUGAGCUGCCGGUGCGAUCGCUCACAGCUGUCCGGGACCGGGAUGGAAAGUCGAGCGGAGGGGUUCAAGAGGCCAGAGCCUCCAACUGCACACAUGCCCACUGCAGGGGGUCAGACUGUGGGAUUAUCAGCGCUAACAUCCAAGCAUUCACACUUGGGUUCUCCAGAGAGCAGCACUGCCCCGCCAGUCACACCUCUCCAUCACCCACAGAGCGCCAGACUUUCUGCCCCGAAACAUGA
Molecule: messenger RNA, 261 nt
Organism: Knipowitschia caucasica
Lineage: Eukaryota; Metazoa; Chordata; Actinopteri; Gobiiformes; Gobiidae
Source: the annotation of a GenBank genome assembly